Messenger RNA from Cyphellophora attinorum, 987 nucleotides. Its product is annotated as Isoflavone -like protein. The transcript is spliced from 4 exons. The record is from RefSeq and is a predicted model, not a curated record. The coding region runs from base 1 to 987 and encodes 328 amino acids. Lineage: Eukaryota; Fungi; Ascomycota; Eurotiomycetes; Chaetothyriales; Cyphellophoraceae.
AUGUCCUGGGGACAACCGGCUCAGAAUAUACUUGUAAUCGGUGCAACAGGCGUAAUCGGGACUUAUAUCACACGAGCGAUUGUCGAUGCACAGCACCAUUUCAACCGGAUAUGCGUCCUGACCAGCGAGAAGACACUGCUCGAGAAAGUGCAGGAUAUCUGCGCACUGGAAUCAUGGGGAGUGGAGGUAUUUGUAGGGAACCUGGACGAUGAGCACAGGGUGAAAGAGGCAUAUCGAGGCAUCGAUACAGUAGUAUCGUGUGUUGGUCGCAAGGGUGUUGAGAAGCAGAUCCCACUUAUCACCUGGGCCGAAGAAGCUGGCGUCCGACGAUUCUACCCAUCCGAAUUUGGGACAGAUAUCGAGUAUUGGCCAGAGUCAGUGCACGAGCCACCACAUCUUGCGAAGCUCAAAGUGCGAGCACAUAUGCAAUCGAUGAAGAAGCUAGAAUACACAUAUCUGGUGACCGGGCCCUACAGUGAUCUAUACUUCGGCCCAAUGAAGGGCAGGCCUGAAUUGGGCAGUUUCGAUGUUUCCCUGAAGCGGGCAGUCUUGCUUGGGGACGGAGAAGGCCCGGUCAGCUUCACUGCCAUGAUUGACGUGGGGAAAUUUCUUGUCGCCUCGCUACUGAACGGGCGUGCCUCUCGCAACACGACCCUUAUCGUGCAUUCAUUUACCGCCACGCCCCACGAGAUCCUGGCCGAGUAUGAGGAGCAGACUGGCUGCACGUGGGAGCGAUCAUAUACAUCAAUUGAGCGCUUAAAAGAGAUGGAGAAGGAGGAGUAUCAGAUCUACUCGCCACUUGCGCUUGUGGCGACAUUGCGGCGAAUAUGGACUGCUGGGGGCACGCUUUACAAAUUUUACGACGACAGCAUAUUGGAAUGCAUAGACCCGGAGAAUCUCUACAGCCAGGUCACUGCAAACAUCGCAAAGCAGGAAGACGGAGAGCAUCCCUUCCCGAGCUUAUUACGGAAACUCAGCUUGCAGUGA